AAUAAGUUCAUCCAUGAAAUUUCCUUGCUACCAAAUAUUUCACAGUCAACUGUUAGUGGUAUUAUAGCAAAGUGGAAGCAACUGGGAACAACAUCAAGUCAGCCACGAAGUGGUAGGCCACGUAAAAUGACAGAGUGGGGUCAGCGCAUGCUGAAGCGCACAGUGCGCAGAUAUCACCAACUGUUUGCAGAGUCAAUAGCUAAAGACCUCCAAACUCCAUGUGGCCUUCAGAUUAGCACAACAAUAGUGCAUAGAGAGCUUUGUGGAAUGGGUUUCCAUGGCCGAAUAGCUACAUCCAAGCCUUGCAUCCCCAAGUGCAAUGCAAAGCAUCAGAUG
This is a messenger RNA of Staurois parvus, 336 nucleotides long. NCBI's taxonomy places the organism in Eukaryota, Metazoa, Chordata, Amphibia, Anura, Ranidae. The record is from the annotation of a GenBank genome assembly.